AUGACUCCGCUCCCGUCCUAGUAGCCGCCCCCGGAGAUGUCCCAAACCCGGCUGAGCCCGUCAACCCUCAUCCUGGACAUGGCCGACAACCAGCGCCGCUCCAGAGUCAACGGCGCGUUGGAUCGGAGCUCCAGGCUGCGGGACGAAGACACGCUGCGCUUUCUGAGCCCGGAGGAGAAGGAGUGCCUCCAGUUCUUCGAGGAGACCAUAGGCUCACUGGAGAACAGCCUGGAGGAGGACGAGCUCCGGGCCGGACUCGUCAAGUCUCCGGCAAGCGGAGGCCUUCUUUCCGACGAGAUGGACGGAGCGCCCGCAACCCUUGAUCUCUGCACAGCACCCUCGAUAACGACCAGAAGUCUCAGCGCUAAAGAGCAGGAUAUUAUAGACCUGGUCCGCCCAGAUCCAGAACUGAUGCUUGCCAAACUACCGAGCUUCAACCCUACCAGUCCAGAUUUCCAGGGGAUGGCAAUGAACCCCAAGAGCCACUUUGAGAUCAAACCAAGACAUGAUCCACAGGACCACUCUGGCGGCUAUGAGCCGACAGAUGGUCACUCCUACCACCCAGCAGGCUCUGUCCCCACACCUGUCCUCAUUGCCAAGAAGAUAGCCGAGAACCAGGCAAUGGGCGCAACCAACAGUUCGUCUUUACUCCACCGUCAGCACAGCCAGGAGGGUGAAAAGUCACCAGGCCACUGCGGAGAUCCCCCCACAAAGCAGGGUCCUCCUACCUUUGCCAAGCCUACCAGAUACCCUGCCAAUAUCAGUAGGAUUCUUGGCAACAAAGAGCUCCAGGAUCAACCGGUGGCCAACGUGAACCUCCAUGACAGGCGGGCGCUGAUGCUGUCGAAUCUGACAGGAGCACCACAGUCUCUCUUGCAGGAGGAUUCCAAGCUGAAUUUGGUGCACAAAUUGCGAAAUGCCCCAACCCGGAGCAUUUCCUUCAAGGACCCCACACCAGAGAAAACCAGGAUGGAAGCACUGUCGAAGCUGGGCCUGGCCAGGAACCGAGCCAUGUCAGGAGGGAUAUUUGUCCCUGAUACUGUUGACAGCAUGGCACAGAGUCCUGUUUCGAGUGUGGAGACCAGUGUCACUAGUCCUUUGGAGACCAAGGUUAGGCCAACAGAGACUAGCAUUUAUGUGCCAGACUCCAAGGUCCCAACGUUGCAACAAAGCCAAACGUAUGUACAAAAAGCAGAGAAUCUGUCUUUAGAGUCUCCCAGAAGCUUUGACGACAGAAAGCCUCCGCUGAGCCCACCUCGUCAGGAGAAAACCUUACCCACCCCCUCUCAGUCAGACAUCAUAUCUCUGGAAUUGAAUUGCUUUGGAGGUAAAUCCGUUGUGGUCACUCCAGGCCCCCCGAAGAACGAACUCGUGACACCUCCGACAAGCCCAGAAGCGAAAGUCCUUCCUUCUGCACUGGCAAACCCCAGUGAGUUCAACAGCUAUGGAGGCAAGUCCAAAGUCCUGAACCCUGCAACUGGAAUCAUGACCAGAGGCGACCUUCCCGACAUCCUCAGCUCCCACAUUGACGUGAAUCACAACUUGCCCGCCAAACCCCAGCCCCUACCUGCCGAGCUCAACAGUUACGGGGGCAAGAGCCGGACCAUCAACCCCUGUACCGGGAUGCACCGACCCACGGACAGUCGACCCGGGGCUUUCAAAGGCCCACCUCCGACCCCGGCGCAAAGACACCCUCAGACCUCGCACCCCAACGCUGGCGCAGUGGCUGCGACGCGAGCUCCAUCUCCCACUGAUGCCAAGCGAAGAUCCGCCGCCAUGUUUCGCCCCCAAGGUAUCACAGUGCAGUUUUCUGGCCGGGGGGCAACCGAGGAAUCUCGCAAGGAGGCACUGAAGAAACUCGGGCUGCUCAAAGAGUCGUGAUGGACUUUGGCAACGUUCCUGCUGGCAGAGCUUUAGUGGAAGGGUUCCUUGACUCUUAGAAGGUUAAGGUGUGGCUGCGGAGACCUAAUUACUUGGAGAAGAAAGACCUGCACAGCCAGUUCUCUUCUCCUGGCAAUCAAAAAACUGCUGUCAAGAAUGUUGUGAUGACAAAUUUCCUGAUGUUUGCAAACAGAACCUCUAUUUUUACUGCUCUGUUUACCGACUUUGUUCUUUUUUUUGUCAGCAGCUUUCUGGAAAGAGCAAAUGCCUGAGCGCUUUUCUUGAGAGAAUUUAAGAGCUGAAGAUUGUAUCAACUGAUUAGGGAGCACGUGUAAAUGGUUGCAGGGUGAAAGGCUUUUUGGGAUUAUGUGACACUGGGCUGGAGGUUAUUUUUACUCAGUGGACCAGCCUCCUAAACUAACCGCAAACUUUGGAAUGUUUUUUUUGUGGGUUUUUUUUAACCCUGCAGAGGGAAUAUUUUCUACUGCAACUUUGUGUAGGCAGGGCCAAGGCAUUGUACUGAGCAAAAGCACUCCAACCACAGAGUCUACAAAUCCCUUCUCAUUGCGCCGUAUCCUGGAUACUUGGCAGUUUAUGACUAUUCUAUAGGCCACUGUAUACCAAUCCAUAUUUAUGUAUGCGUGUGUGCGCGAGAGAGAGUGUUUUUUCAGACUCCGGCCUCUGUAGUUCAGCUACAGAAACUUUUGAAGUAUAUUUUGAGUGAUAUCACGGGGUUCCACAGUGUUACUGCUGUGGGAGAAAUAUCUUGUGAAUGUUGUUUACAGACUCCGGUUUUCUCUGUAGUGCAUCUACAGUUACUAUGAAGCGUUUCCUCUACUGUACUUUUAUCAGGAAAGAGUUCAAGGUACGGCAUGUCCAAAUUAAAUGUAUGAACACAGCUGGUGUUGAAUGCGUGGCAAUCAUUAAAGCGAAUCAUGCGA
This is a messenger RNA of Phyllopteryx taeniolatus (common seadragon), 2822 nucleotides long. Its product is annotated as proline and serine-rich protein 2. Bases 37 to 1881 code for a protein of 614 amino acids. The transcript is spliced from 3 exons. NCBI's taxonomy places the organism in Eukaryota, Metazoa, Chordata, Actinopteri, Syngnathiformes, Syngnathidae. The record is from RefSeq and is a predicted model, not a curated record.